Messenger RNA from Chaetomium globosum CBS 148.51, 1875 nucleotides. RefSeq lists its product as uncharacterized. The record is from RefSeq and is a predicted model, not a curated record. NCBI's taxonomy places the organism in Eukaryota, Fungi, Ascomycota, Sordariomycetes, Sordariales, Chaetomiaceae. The transcript is spliced from 4 exons. The coding region runs from base 1 to 1875 and encodes 624 amino acids.
AUGCCGUCGCAUUUAGAGGACGUGCCUCCCCCGCCCUACACUGAGACAGACAUCUUCUCGACCUCGGGGCGAGACGCGCACCUCGCUGACGACACCUCGAGGUCCACUACAUCCACUAACGGGGAUGUCAUUUAUACCCCCCCUCUCACACCCCGAAGCUCCCAUCAGUCCAACUUCGCUGGUGAAGUCGACCAUGGAACAAGCUCGGCUGCCGCUGCAUACUUUGAGACACGCCCGCCUCCUCUGCUGAGCAGCCAACCACAGCUCGUACACUCCAUCACUCUCCUCUCGGGCUCUACCCCAGACGACCUGCCCUACCCGAGCGAGCUCGCUGCACGGGACGUCCGCCUCGAAGACUGGCAGACCUUCACCAACUACUUGUUGCCCAACCACUCAGCAAACACCAACGAACAAAUCAUCGACCGCAAGUUGCGAGCCGAAGCCAUGACGGCGACCAAUAAUACCAACAACCCCAGCAACAACCAUGAAGACGCCCGCUCGCAGUCCUCGGGCCGGAGCCACGCCGAAGCACACCUCAACCGCAUCCGCUCCCCCGUCGACACCGACCCGGCCGAGCACCGCCAAAGCGUCGAAUCCACCGUCCGCGAGUGGAACGAUGGCUUCUUCGGCCCCCGCCGCGUCUCUAUCCGCGUCGACCUCGAGCCCAUGCCCUCCUCCAACCCCCCCAACAACCGUGGUCUGACCGAAAGUGGCCCCGCAACCCCUCCCCGAGAAAAGCCCCCAUGUCAUGCAGAGGCGCAUGAGACAACUCCUUUGACCAGCUCACCCACCCGGACCCAAACGCACCCGCGGGCCUCGACCCCCCGGCGCGGGUAUAACAGGCCUCCUGGCCAGUCCGUAUCUCCGUCGCCAGUAGCAGACGCGGGGAGCGGGACCGGACCCGGACCCGCUGCCGGAGCCUGUGCUGGAACGGAGGCGGCGGGGGGUUUCGAUUCGCGGGCCUCAACAUCCAGUUGGACUGCGUUUUGUUGGUGGGACCGAGGACAGGGCUCGGGGUCUUGUGGUGGUGGUGAGGGAGAGCAAGUGCGUGGACGUGGUGAGCAUCGGGGCUCUGGUGAGGGUCACCAGUCUCGGUGUAGCUCAGCUUCGAGCGCGACGUCCAGGUCGUCGUCUAUCCACUCCGAGUCGUCGGUCGGGUCGCUGCCGGACUAUGAUGACCUGAAGGAUUCUCAGCUGCCCAUCGCGAAGCAGUAUCUCCAGGAAUCGCUGCACCGCCCGGAGCAGAAGAUCACUAAGGAGCGGGUCAAGGCCAUCAAGGAGCAGAUUAAAGCAGCCAAGAAGUCGUCCGGCCCGACCCCAGUGAUCGCUGACAAGACGGCGCUGAGGCGCGAGGUCAGGGAUCUCCUCCGCGACUGGAAGCAGCUCAAGAGACAGCAAAAGCGGGACCGCAAACAGCUCCGGCGUGAACAGAAACAUCGACAGAUGGCGCGGGACAUCCGCCGCGGCCCGUUCGGGAUCCCCCCUAUGCCUCACGCACCCCACGCCCCUCAUGCUCCUCACGCACCUCACGCCCACGCCCAUCACAUGCCUCACAUGCCACCCAUGCCCCCAAUGCCGCCGAUGCCACCAAUGCCUCACAUGCCCCACCAUCCUCACGCACCACCACCACCAGCCUUCGACGCCCACUCGUUCAACCCAUGGGCGGAUUGCUGGAGGACCGGUCGGGUGACGGGGGGUAAGGAUGGGGGUAAGGGGCGGGGAUGGGGUCGGGGAGCAAGAUGGAGGCGGAAGGCGUUGGCGGUGGAGAGGGAGAUUGAGGAUCUGGCGAGGGAGAUGGAGCGGCUGCGCACGCAGGCGGAUGAGGAGUUUGCGAGGGAGUUGGCGCAGGAGGAGGAGAGGUCUGCGAGGCGCUAG